GAGUUUCUAGUUCCCUAGCAAACCAACCGCCCCCUCCCUUCCAGGCUCUCACACCCAACCUUUCAAUCUUCAUCUACACAGCUAGCAAACCAGCCGCCUCCCUCUCCCACACCAGAGAGCUUAUUAAGCCGAGAACUAAGCAAAGUGUGUGCAUUCGGUAGAUUUUGCAGCACCCCCAGCCCUAGCAGCAGUCCAUCAAAGCACAUUUCUCUCGUAUCUCCUCUGCAAAGUUCACUUCUUUGUAAUAAGAUUUCUCUCUGUCGAUCUCUGUUUUUUUUGUUCUUUGAAAAAGAAAAGGAGAAAAUCUCGCAUGUUGGAGUAUUUGUACAUGAAAUUGAUGAUAAAAGAUCCAACUAACAAUUUGCUUCAGAAUUGAAUUUGUAGUUGAUUACCAGACAAAAUUCGGAGAAGCUCACCGGAAACUAGAGCUAGAAACGCCUUAUUUCGUUUUGUUCCUGUUCUUCAUUUCCUUCUUCUCGAAUCCAAGGGGGAAUUCUCAUAUUUAGAAUCUUUGGUGUGCUCUGUCUACUAUUCUUUUGUACUUUCGAAGCUGCCAGUUUACAGCAUCAUAACAACGGUUCCUCGUUUUCUACAUCUUCCUCAAAGUCAACAUUAGUUCUACUUCGUUACUCACCGGUUACAACAUGUAGGUGGCCCCGCUGUUAAUUCACCGGAAACAGGUACAUAAAGAUGCCAUUUGGUUGAUAAAGACAGUAUCAUCUAUAAAGUGCUGUUUCAAAGAUCUACUAUGCUAGUUUGCCAAAGAAUGCAUAGACCUCUAGGGAGAGUUUCUUUUUGCUCAAUAGCAGAAAAAUUUAAAUCUCACAAACAAGGACAAAGAAAUGUCACUGAUGAAUUUUGGUUCUCUCAGAAUUUCACCGCUUUAAUUGGUAAUAAUGUUUCAAAGCAUUGUCCAGAAUCAACUACAGAUUCAAUUCUGAAGCAAAUUGUUAGUGCACUUCACAUGGGCGAGAGAAGCAGAGCAUCUGCUCUGCUUUUAGAACUUGGCCAAGAAAAAAAGUCAUUAAAGCCUCGCAAUUUUGUUCCUAUACUUCAAUAUUGUGCUAGAUCACCUGAUCCAUUGCUUGUCUUGGAGACUUGGCAAAUAAUGGAGGAAAAAGAGGUCGGCCUGGAUAGCAAAUGUUACCUGCUUAUGAUCCGAGCACUUUGUAAAGGAGGUUACUUGGAGGAGGCAUCUAAUAUGAUUGAUUUUAUUGGAGAAAGCCAUGGUAUCUAUCCUACCCUGCCGGUGUAUAACACUUUCUUGGGAGCAUGCUCAGAUAUGAGCAGGGCAGAUUAUGCCGAUCAAUGUUUGCAAUUGAUGGAGCGCAGAAUGAUGGGGAAGGAUGAAGUUACUUACAUAAUGCUUCUCAAGCUGGCAGUUUCCCAACAGAACCUCUCUGCAGUCUAUGAAAUCUGGGAAGACUACAUCAAACACUUCAGUCCAAGCAUUCUUACCUUGCAAAAGUUUAUUUGGUCCUUUACAAGGCUAAGAGAUUUAAAGUCUGCAUAUGAAAAAUUGCAACAUAUGGUGGUUUUAGCCAUCCGAGGAAAUACUUUUGUACAGACCUCUUCUAGAGGACAGCUCUAUCCAUCAAGAGUGAACGUUCCUAUACAUCCAAACUGUGAAUUAGGCUUGCAGAAAUUUGAUUUAAAGGAUAAUGAACAGUCUGUUCCCUUAUCAGCAAAUGCUUCUGCUUGUAACAUACAAGAAUGUGAUAAUGAACAGUCUGUUCCUUCAACAGCAAAUGCUUCUGCUUGUAACGUACAAGAGUGCGAUAAUGAACAGUCUGUUCCUUUGACAGCAAAUGCUCCUGCUUGUAACAUACAAGAGUGUGUUACUUCGGACAUGGGAAAUAAAGAAGUUGAAAGUGCUGGACAAGUUGGACUGGAUAAACGUAAAAUCAUGCCUUUUUCCAGGAUCCUGAGGUGGUCUUUCAAUGAUGUGAUACAUGCAUGUGCGCAAGCUAAAAAACCUGGAUUAGCAAAGCAGUUAAUGUUACAGAUGGAAAAUAUUGGCUUGCUACCUUCAAGCCAUACGUAUAAUGGAUUUGCUAGAGCUGUUUCUAAGAGACAUUUCAGGAAAGGCAUGGAAGUGUUAAAAACAAUGCAACAGAAGAAUUUGAAGCCAUGUGAUCCAACGCUUGCAACCAUUUCAGUGGCAUGUAGCAAAGCUUUGGAACUGGAUUUGGCAGAGGUUCUGUUGGAUCAAAUUACCAACUGUCCAUAUCCAUAUCCUUAUAAUUCAUUUCUUGAAGCUUGCGAUGCAAUGGAUCAACCUGAGCGUGCUGUGCGGAUGUUGGCUAAAAUGAAAAAAUUAAAGAUUCAGCCAGAUAUCAGGACAUAUCAGCAACUGUUUUCAUUAGUUGGCAAUACAAAUGCUCCAUAUGAGGAUGGUGAUAUGUUGUCACGUGUAGACUCUGCUAAACGGAUAAAGGCUAUAGAGAAGGAUAUGGCGAAAAAUGGUGUCCAGCAUAGUCGGGAAUCAAUGAAGAACUUGUUGAAAGCUCUUGGAAAAGAAGGGAUGAUGAGAGAGCUAAUGCAAUAUUUAGGUGUGGCAGAAGAUCUUUUCUAUCAUAGUAACACGCAUCUGGGAAUACCUAUUUAUAACACAGUGCUGCAUUCACUCGUUGAGGCUGAGGAAUGUCGAAUGGCAAUUGCACUUUUCAAACAUAUGAAAGCAAGUGGUUUCGAGCCAAAUGCUGCAACUUACUGUAUAAUGAUUGAUUGUUGUCGCACUAUAAGAUGUUAUAAAUCUGCCUGUGCAUUGGUUUCCAUGAUGUUGCGUUCUGGGUUUUAUCUACAGACGGUGGGGUACACUGCUCUCAUAAAGAUUUUGUUGCAAGAUGAAAAUUUUGAUGAAGCGUUGAAUCUUUUGGAUCAAGGGCACUCUGAAGAGAUUAAACUUGAUGUACUGUUAUAUAAUCCUGUUCUUCAUGUAGCAAAAGAUAAGGGAAGGAUCGAUAUCAUAGAGCUUAUUGUUGAGCAGAUGCACCGGGAGAAAAUCCAGCCUGAUACUACAACCUGCAACAAUGUGUUCACCGCCUAUGUGUAUUGUGGUUUUCAUAAUAUGGCCAUGGAAGCAUUGCAAGUUCUGAGCAUGCGGAUGAUUAGCCAAGAAGACUGUGUUCUGGAAGAAAAGAAGGCAGAACUUGAGGAUUUGAUCCUUUCUGAAGACAAGGAAGCCGAGUCACGAAUACUUGAGCAUUUUAAAGAUUUUGAGGAGAAUAUUGCUGUUGCCCUUUUGAAUUUAAGAAAUUGUGCCAUUCUUGGGUUUCCAAUUUCUUGGUCACCAAAUAAGAGCGCGUGGGCAAGAAGACUUUCAGCUAACUAUGAUAGCAGAAAGAAAGUCCACUGACACUUGCAACCGCAGAUGUGUUUUAGAUUGGAUGAUUAGUCAGUUACACCAAAUUAAGGCUGCAAUUUUAUCUCAGAAGCUAUAGCUAUGCCAUUUUAACAGCCACUGACUUCGUGCAGUUGGAGCUCUUGGUGGAGAGCUGUUCUAUAGUGGGCCAGUUGGGUUUCCCUCCAACUUCUUGGCUACCGUUGUAACAUCCGACAGGUUCUGCAUAGCAGCAGUUGUGCUCCAAAUUUUGCCAGUUAAUUCAGAAGAAAAGUUGAUCUGUUGAUUGUGUACAGCCCCCGUGUAGAUACCCAAUUUUGUCCAAGAAAAAAAGUCAAGAUUAUAUCCA
Molecule: messenger RNA, 3692 nt
Organism: Populus trichocarpa (black cottonwood)
Lineage: Eukaryota; Viridiplantae; Streptophyta; Magnoliopsida; Malpighiales; Salicaceae
Product: pentatricopeptide repeat-containing protein At1g76280
Exons: 17
Coding region: 749-3358 (869 amino acids)
Molecular function (GO): protein binding
Source: RefSeq, a predicted model, not a curated record